AUGGCGACGAUAAAUGAAGGUAAAAUUAGAUCCAAAAAUUCAUAUCAAAGUAAAUUAGACUGCCGUCAACGUUUCUCCUUUGGAGUGGGCCAUGUCUUAAAUGAUUUAUGUGCCUCUAUGUGGUUUUCCUAUUUGCUAGUAUAUAUGCAUUCUGUCAUCGGUUUUUCUCAUAUACAUGCUGGUAUAUUAAUGCUCAUUGGACAAGUUGCUGAUGGAAUUUGUACACCUAUUAUUGGCUACGAAUCGGAUAGAACUGCAGAUAAAUGUUAUUAUGGUAGACGUAAGAGUUGGCAUCUACUUGGCGUUUGCUGUGUCAUAGUUUCUUAUGCUUUCGUUUUCAACAAGUGUUUUGUCUGUUCUGCGGUAACAGCAUGGCCGCUAUUAAUCUAUUAUACACCAUUUGUUAUCCUCUUUCAAUUUGGUUGGGCAGCGACACAGAUAUCUCAUCUCUCUCUAAUUCCCGAAUUAACUGAUGAUGAAAAUGAGAGAGUCGGCCUCAAUGCAAUAAGGUAUGCUUUUACUGUAAUCUCCAACAUCUACGUCUAUCUUGUUGCUUUCAUGCUGCUGAGAUUCCAUGGCGGCAAAUAUCGGAUACCAACUCUGACAAUCUCUGUAGGUAAUAAGCGUUUAAAAGUAGUAUACACCUUAUUUAAUUACUUGGUAGGGUCAGUCCUUGGUAUCGGUUUAAUAGCCGCUAUUAUCUUUCAUGUUGGCACUAAAGAAAAGCGUCAACAUGAAAUCAAUUGCCGAACUACGCAAGAACGGUAUAAGAAAAAGACCUGGAUAGAUUGGUUGAAAUCUUCAUUAUUCUACCGGGUUGCCGUACUAUAUAUGUGUAGCCGUUUAAUUGUCAACAUAACUCAAGUAUAUAUUCCACUUUAUGUCAUAAAAACUCUUCAUUUACAUAAGAUGCAUAUCGCUUUAGUACCACUCACAGUCUACGUCAGCGGUUUUCUUGUCAGCUUAGUAUUGAAACCUAUCAACUACCAUCUCGGUCGCAAAAUUACAUUUUUCUUAGCUUUGGUGAUGUGUGGCGGCUUCUGUUGCUGUAUUUAUCUACUACCAGCAUCCCAUGCUUACGUUGUGUACGCAGGAGCGACAAUGUUAGGCGUUGGCGGCACGUCACUUUUGGUUACCGUGUUGUCCAUGACAGCAGAUUUAAUUUCCAAAAAUGUCGAAAGUGGUGCAUUCGUUUAUGGUGCCAUGAGUUUUACCGAUAAAUUAUCUAAUGGCAUUGCAGUAAUAAUCAUACAAUCAAUACACCCUUGUGCUCACAUAGAUAACUGUGCUAAUUCGGCGGCCUAUUAUCGAAGUGUGCUCACUUAUGUUCCUGGAGGAGCAGCAGCUGUUGCCUUUUUAUGCUUAUGUACUAUGAUGUACACCAAGAUGCCUUCAACUACUGACGGUUAG
Molecule: messenger RNA, 1410 nt
Organism: Trichoplax adhaerens
Lineage: Eukaryota; Metazoa; Placozoa; Uniplacotomia; Trichoplacea; Trichoplacidae
Exons: 9
Coding region: 1-1410 (469 amino acids)
Biological process (GO): carbohydrate transport
Cellular component (GO): membrane
Molecular function (GO): symporter activity
Source: RefSeq, a predicted model, not a curated record